UUAAGAGAAUAAAUAUCAUCAAGAUUUGGUGACACCAAAAUAUAUCAUAUCGAAAGAUAAUGUAUUUUAAUGUAUAUACACUACCACAUAUCUCAUUCCAGCUAUAUAUACUGCAGGCCAGCCAGCUUCAUGUAAUUUACCAGUGUGGUAAUGCAUGUUAGUGUCUACACGAGGCUAUCUAUGUAGCUCUCCCAUCCUCCUGCCUCCUUUCCUGAUUCCAAACCCAAAGCAAACAUUUCUCUCCCCCUCUCGAGCUUGAGGAUCGCAACAGGCAUGAAGAUAGAGCUCCUCAAAUCAGCUUCACAAAAUCAAUUAGGAUCACCAACAACGGGGAUGCACCUUGGCAAGUUCUACCAGUCUUCUGCGACUACUAAUUAUCUGUAUGGUAUUUCCGAGCCACCGGAACUCGGAUCAUCUAGUAAAAGUGCCACAAGUACUGAUCCAAUAUUUCUAAAUCCAUAUAUUGUUGCUUCAACAUCGUUCAUCUCACUCGCGGGCAACCCUGUUCGAGAUUCAGGCGGCAUUGCUACUGUAGGAGUUCCAGAAUUUACGCCUGCAAAUGGAUCGUCAUUGUCGAAUCCAUUACAGAAAAGAAGCUCCAUGGAUGCGAUGAGAGAAAUGAUUUUCCGCAUAGCAAUGAUGCAGCCGAUUCACAUUGACCCUGAAUCGGUAAAGCCACCAAGAAGAAAGAAUGUGAAGAUAUCCAAGGACCCUCAAAGUGUGGCAGCUAGGCACCGGAGGGAACGGAUUAGUGAGAAGAUCAGAAUUCUGCAGAGACUUGUUCCAGGAGGGACUAAAAUGGACACGGCUUCUAUGUUGGACGAGGCGGCCCAUUACCUUAAGUUUUUAAAAAAGCAAGUGCAAUCCCUGGAGCAAACUGCAAAUAAUAGGCCACUGAAUAAUGCUGGAAUUCCGAUGAUGAUGGCGACAUCAGCUGUAGAUUAUUCUAACCUGGUAAAAGGAUGCCAGCAUCAGUCUGUUCACCUGGGCUCCUCUGUACAAAUGCUUACCUGAGAGAGAGUAUAAUUUUGGUUAUCUGUAUCUAGUGGAAAAGAUUUGGGGGGGUUUGUAAAGAAAUGGCUCUUUUUGGCUUGUUUUUAACAUUAUUGACACUUUCUAAGUCUGAAUGCCUUUCUUCUCUUAUUUAGCAAGUCCAAAAUUGGAGGAGGAAUGAAAUCAAGCUCACUGUCUUCACUUGUGCAAGUUUCUAUUAUGGUAACAAGCCAAUUAUCGUAUAAAUUAAGCAACUUCGCUCUUCUAGACCAAGUAAGGGUCGGUUAAGUUAUCGUAGGUAUUUCUGUACCACCAAUGUCAGCUUUAACACUUUUCUGAACCCAUGUCGUAAAUAAAUAGCAAGGGUGGUGCAGCACCACUCUAUUAACUACUUGUUCUCUAGACAUCAUGCAGGAGGGUGAAGUAAGAAUAUAGUUGAAACACAAAAUAUUGCUACAUAAUCAAGACAACCAAAAGUCCCCAACCCCCUCCCCAAAGGAAAAUAAAAAAUAGUAAAAUAUCUUCAGACUGGGGCCACUUAAUUCAGACAGAACAAUAAUAAUGUAUUUAUUGGUUUAAAGAUGACAAUUGGAGUUGACAUUUGCCUUGCUGAGGGAAGUGAUGAGGCGAAGGGUGGGGUGGGCACUUAAAUGGUACAAGAAGCCCUGCUCUAUCCCUCAUAUUAAUUAAUUAAAUAUAAUUAAUAUUUUCAAUAUAUCUAUUUUUUUCAUGUUAUGUUGGGUUAAAUUAUUAGUAAUUAGUUUUUCCUAAUAAUAAUAUACUAUUAGCACUAGUAGUGGUGAUAAUAGUUUUUCUAAUCCCAAAGGUGCUAAGAGGGGAGGAAAAAAAGACAAAGGGGAGAUAAAGGAAAAAGAAAGGUGCCCCCGCACUGGGGGACCAGGGUAAGGCAGCAGGGGCGGGCGAGAUAGCCAGCAACUGACCUGUCGACGGGCAAGUUCAUCAAACAGUUGGCGUGCUAAGGCGCAAAUUGCGACCAACACAACUUUUAGCCAAGUCCCCACUCAAACAUACUCGAAUACAUUUCGCAUAAAGGAAACAAAAAAAAAAAGCACAACUUAUUAUAGAUGACAGAUUGAAAAAUUUAGAGCGACUUCGCUGGAGAUUUGAGGCUUGUUGCAGAUGCUUAGGUGAUGAAUGCGGCUCUUUGGCAGCAGCAAUGGCAAGCGGCGAGCUCCCCAAGUUUGAGCUUGCGGGUGAUUGCGUUGUUUCCAAUAAAAUGGACAAAAUUAUGGGAAACAUAGGAUAUGGAGUAAAUUUGCGCAUAGAGCCUUGAGGUAAGUGCAUUUUUUUAGAUGCUAUCCAUCUUAUUUUAAUUAAAAAAAUGCAUAAAGAGUUACAAGCCCAACUGAUUUACGUCCGGAGUUCUUCUGUUUAUCAGCUCAUCAUGGAUUACCUCACUGUUGUCUCAAUGAUGAAAAACCAGAGGCGAGGAACGUCCGGAGGAAAGUUUCAUUAAGGCCAAGAAAGAAUUCUUCUGCACAUUAAGGCCAACUAUUUCAUCUUCACUAUUUUGAAAAAAAAAA
This is a messenger RNA of Coffea arabica (coffee), 2537 nucleotides long. RefSeq lists its product as uncharacterized. NCBI's taxonomy places the organism in Eukaryota, Viridiplantae, Streptophyta, Magnoliopsida, Gentianales, Rubiaceae. The record is from RefSeq and is a predicted model, not a curated record. Gene Ontology annotation, molecular function: protein dimerization activity; DNA-binding transcription factor activity. Gene Ontology annotation, biological process: regulation of DNA-templated transcription.